UGAUUUCCUUGUUCGUCAUGGAUAAUUUUGCAGCCAUGCCCUCUUCCUCAUCAUCUCUCUCACAAAACUCCAUAUUCAACAUGAUGAUCAUGACCUCCCAACCACACCAUCAUCAUAAUCAAGUAUUCCAAAGUCUUGAUUAUCAUGACCACAACAAUGGAUACUUAGGUAAAGGUUUGAUCACAUCCAUUGAAGAAAAUCAAAAUAUCAACGGCGCCGUGUCGAUCGGUGAGGGAGGCAGUCUGGUGGCGGAAAACGAGGCGCAGAAAAAGGGGGAGAAGAAGAAGAGGAAACCUAGAUUUGCCUUCCAAACGAGAAGCCAAGUUGAUAUACUAGAUGAUGGAUAUAGAUGGAGGAAAUAUGGUCAAAAGGCAGUCAAGAACAAUACAUUUCCCAGAAGUUACUAUAGAUGCACGCAUCAAGGUUGCAAUGUGAAGAAACAAGUACAGAGGGUUUCCAAAGACGAAGGUGUUGUGGUAACAACAUAUGAAGGCAUCCAUUCUCAUCCAAUCCAAAAAUCUACCGACAAUUUUGACCAUAUUCUUAGUCAAAUGCAGAUUUACACUUCUUUAUAAUCAUAAUGAGUAUGAGUAUGAGUAUGAGUAUGAGUAUGAGUAUACAUAUCAUGUAGUAUCUUUUAUUAGUGGUCAAGAUUUAGAUAGUUGGAUCUAUCUAUAUGAGAAUUUACUCGGAUUAUACUACUACUAUAUUUGUUUUCAAUCUCUACAUCUUGUGUCUCAUUUGUGGAAACAUUUCAUUGUAUUCAUAAAAGAAUCGAG
Molecule: messenger RNA, 779 nt
Organism: Salvia splendens (bonfire salvia)
Lineage: Eukaryota; Viridiplantae; Streptophyta; Magnoliopsida; Lamiales; Lamiaceae
Product: probable WRKY transcription factor 75
Exons: 2
Coding region: 18-575 (185 amino acids)
Biological process (GO): regulation of DNA-templated transcription
Molecular function (GO): sequence-specific DNA binding; DNA-binding transcription factor activity
Source: RefSeq, a predicted model, not a curated record